AUGGCGGCAUCAAAUAAAGCAACAGCCGUCUAUCGGCUAAUUAUGGUUGGAAGUGGUGGUGUAGGAAAAUCAGCUUUAACACUUCAAUAUAUGUAUGAUGAAUUCGUUGUUGAUUAUGAACCAACAAAAGCUGAUUCAUAUCGAAAAGCAGUUAUGCUUGAUGGUGAAGAAGUUCAAAUUGAUAUAUUAGAUACUGCUGGUCAAGAAAAUUAUGCUGCUAUCCGUGAUACUUAUAUUCGUAGUGGUGAAGGUUUUCUCCUUGUUUUUGAUGUAACUGACGCUGAAUCAUUUGGCGAUUUAAAUGAACUUUAUGAACAAAUUUUACGUGUUAAAAAUGGUGGAACAAAUAUUCCGGCAAUAUUAGUUGGAAAUAAAAUUGAUUUAGCUGAACGACGUAAAGUAACACUUGAAGAAGCUGAACAAAAAGCACGUAGCUGGUCAAUUCGUUAUAUUGAAACAUCAGCAAAAACAAAACAUAACGUUGAUAAGGUUUUUUGUGAAUUAAUGCGUAUUGUACGACCAUUUAAAAAUGUACCACGAGAACCAGGUCCACCAACAAAUGGUGGACGACUCACAAAUUCUAAUAAAAGGAAAAAAGACAAAAAAUGUAUUAUUUUAUAA
Molecule: messenger RNA, 621 nt
Organism: Rotaria sp. Silwood2
Lineage: Eukaryota; Metazoa; Rotifera; Eurotatoria; Philodinida; Philodinidae
Source: the annotation of a GenBank genome assembly